UAGCUUGAAGCCGAAGCUGAUGCAAUAGCAGAGAGAUAACACACGUGUGGCGUCAGAUAGACUGCUUAUUAUAAGGACCACCUCCAGAAGAAGCAUCCGUAUCUAAGCACAGAGGAUAGGGACGUCCACUUGUCUGUUUUAAUAAAACCUAUUGACUGUACAGUAUCAUCAUAUCCACACCUCCUGCUCUGAUUGGCUGACGGUGAAGUCAGGGCAGUAUAAGUGCUCUCAAGUUACUUACUUCUUUCCUUUUUCAGAAACUCACCCGACUUUUAGGUGACUGUCAAGAUGCCUGUAGUUCGAGCCCUCAGCAAGGUGGCCAAGCAGGUCCUCCUCACUCCAGGGUGUGGGUGCCAGCCUCUGACCGUGGCCGUGAGAAGCAUCAGCUUUUCCCCGCGCCAGGUCACGUCUGAUGCCAGUUUCCAUUCUGUGUCGUUCUCUGAGACGGACCACCCCAAAGUGCUCAUCACAGGUGGCCUGGGACAGCUGGGAGUGGGGCUGGCCAAAAUGUUGAGAAAGCGGUUUGGAAACAACAAUGUGAUUCUGUCUGACAUCAGGAAGCCUCCGAGCCAUGUCUUUCACAGCGGGCCCUUCAUCUACUCAGAUAUCCUGGACUAUAAGAACCUGCGUGAGAUUGUGGUGAACAACCGCAUCACUUGGCUCGUCCACUACAGCGCUCUCCUUAGUGCUGUUGGAGAGGCCAAUGUACCCCUGGCACGUGCCGUCAACAUUACCGGCCUUCACAACAUCUUGGACAUCGCAGCUGAACAUGGCCUGCGUCUUUUCGUCCCCAGCACCAUCGGGGCCUUCGGACCUACCUCGCCACGUAACCCCACCCCUGACCUCUGCGUGCAGAGACCACGCACCAUCUACGGUGUCUCCAAAGUCCACGCAGAGCUUAUGGGCGAGUACUACCACCACCGUUAUGGCCUGGACUUCCGCUGCCUGCGCUACCCCGGAAUCAUCUCUGCUGACUCCCAGCCUGGCGGGGGCACGACAGACUACGCCGUUCAGAUAUUUCACGAUGCCGUCAAGACAGGAAAGUUUGAGUGCAACCUGAAGUCCGACACACGGCUACCCAUGAUGUAUAUUGAUGACUGCCUGCGCGCCACGCUGGAGGUGUUGGAGGCUCCUGCUGACUCGCUGAGCAUGAGGACCUACAACAUCAACGCCAUGAGCUUCACCCCUGAAGAGCUCGCCCAGGAGGUACAGAAACAGAUGCCCGAUCUGGAGGUCACGUACGACAUCGACCAAGUGCGACAAGCCAUCGCCGACAGCUGGCCCAUGAACUUUGAUGACUCCAAUGCACGGAAUGACUGGGGCUGGAAGCAUGACUACGACCUUCCUGAGCUGGUUCAGACCAUGAUCAACUUCAUUGGCUCAGAGUCGCGUAUUGCUCGUGCCAACUGAAAGGCGAGGAUGAGGGCAAAGGGAGUUUCUUUGUACAUACUGUAAAGAUGGCUUAAUUAGAAUGGAGACAUGUGGUCUGUAAAUAGUAUUUCUGUCUCUAAUCUGUGUAAUUUGGAAGGGCUCUAUUUGCCUGCCUGGCUUAAACUACCGUAUCUGCAGAAUGUGAAGGUCACUCAACAGAGCAUUCCAACCCCCUCCACUUCUCUCUGUGCUGCCACCUCAUUUCACGCUCCCUAUUUCCCUCUCUCUGUCUGUGUUCUGGGGAACUGAGCUUCCUUUGCCAGUUUGAUUGUCAUUGAGAAGAACAUGGCAGAUUGCAUGGGGUUCGAGAAAUACAUUAUGAUCAAAACACGGCUAACAAUUGUAAGCAGUAAACAUCUGUAAUGCGUUUUAGGAAAAACCAAGCAAAUUUAACAAAUGAAUGGAAGCGCUUGAACCCUUUCUCUUUAAGAUACUCAAGUCAGGAUUGCUUUAUUUUAUUUGCUAAGUCAAGUUCUUGUGAGUUCAGAAGGGGGGCCAGAUCUAUACGGGCAAAAUCAAGCUGGGAAAGGAGUUUUGAUUGAAAGGUUUUAAAAAAUGGAAAUUGUGUCUUUUGAUGCACUUUAGAAAAUAUUUCAACCUUUUAAAAUCAUCAUUUGGCAAACUGAUGCAUUGAAUCGCCAUGAGUGAGGAGGUGGUUCUGUGCAUUUGCGUUCAGAGGUGUGGAUACAUUUUUGUAUUUCUUUUUUUUUGUUGCUUUUUGUUAUUCCAUUUUUUGCAUUCUAUAUUUAUUUUGUCUGCUUAUGAAAUGUUUAUGGGAAUCAUGUUGAGCAAAUGUGCUUGUUGCACUCCUGUAUGAAUGUUCCACAACCCAAUGGAAGUCUUUGUCAAACUAAAUAUGGACUGAGAUUUUCUACUUGUCUGUUUUAGUCUUUUUGGCAGGGUGACUCCGUGGAGUUAUGGAUUAGAAAAGGGAAAUGUAGCCAUUUCUGCGAUCUGUUCUAUAAUUCUGUUAAUGAUGAUGAAUUUAGUCACUUUCUAUGUGAAAGUAUGAGCAAGUGAUGUUCUUUCGAUUGCAAACACCUGCUUCAUUAAAAACGUAUUUUUCAUG
Osmerus eperlanus (European smelt) is the source of this 2500-nucleotide messenger RNA. RefSeq names its product L-threonine dehydrogenase (gene tdh). The record is from RefSeq and is a predicted model, not a curated record. Lineage: Eukaryota; Metazoa; Chordata; Actinopteri; Osmeriformes; Osmeridae. The coding region runs from base 289 to 1410 and encodes 373 amino acids. Gene Ontology annotation, biological process: L-threonine catabolic process. The transcript has 10 exons. Gene Ontology annotation, molecular function: L-threonine 3-dehydrogenase activity.